UCGGGGAGUGCGCGAGGUGGCUGUGGCUGUGUGCACUAGCGGAGACAAAGCGGUGGUUGUAGCGGCGGCGGCUGCAGCAGAGCAUCCCUGAGCGCCGAAUUUUGUGGGGCUAAGUCCUGUCAUAAUCUCAUCUAGUGCGGCUCCCGGACGGCAGCGGCGGCGGAGGAGGCGGCAGCGGCGGCCGCGGCGGCCGCGGCAGCACAUGGUUCCAAGAGCGCGCUGCGGUUGUUGGGUUCCAGAUCCGCGGGGAGGGACAAAGGCUGCUGCGAGCUCCCGGCAACGCCCGGUCGGGUGGUGCGCUCGCGACUGCCCUCGAUCCGGGUCUUGAAAGCUGAGACUAACUCCUCUCUGUGAGGAGGAAGCCACGGGACCGAGGGCCGGAAAGGGCCUGAGAGGCUGAGGCCGCUGUCUGAGGGAAGUGGGGGAGGGGCGCGGCCCGUUUGAGGUGAUUUGGGCGGGCCAAUUGUGAGGUAAUUUGACCCACCACCCUGAGGAAAUCAGGGUGGUGAGGUUUGGUCGGGCUUGGAAAAAAGAAAUCAGCAAGCAGGGUUUGGUUGGGCUUGGAAAAAAGAAAUCGCCCUCUGCGUUCUUUCCGCUCUUUCCGUUGGGAGGUGGUAAAGCCGAAACUAGCGCCAUAUGCUCUCCAUCGACAUCGAGGUCACCAGUCAAGAAUCUUUUUAAUUAUUACUGGUGGCGAAGACAUGGGGGAUUGUUCAAUUUUAUGACAGAAGUGGGUAAGUUUAUAGGUUGGUAAAUUUCCGGAUUGGUAAACAGGAAAUUUAGGGGUACAACAACAAAAAAGGACUGAAGAACAUGAAGAUGGAGCAGUAAUAAACCGAUAACUCAAGGAUCAUCUACUCCAGGACCAUCCAUAUUUGACUCAACUUGAAGUAUCGCAACUUAACUCUAAAAGCUCCUUAGAUCUACAGGUUUUUUACGUAGUACGUUCCAAAAUAUUACGUCAUAGUCAUUGAGAAGAUACAGAAAAACUUAAAGAAGAAAUCAAUUGUAGUUGUAAACAAAUCUUUGAACAUAUUUUGGAUAGAUACUAGCUUUGUUUAAUUGUCAUUAAGGAGCUGGGACUUCCCAAGCCUUUACCGGAAGGAAUCCUACAAAAUCUGUUCCUUUAUAAGGUUAUAUUUCCUAGUUAGUGGGUAAAAGGCUGAAGACCUCAUUGCAGUCAUGGCUUUCACAAACUACAGCAGUCUGAAUCGAGCUCAGCUAACCUUUGAGUAUCUGCACACAAAUUCAACCACUCAUGAAUUUUUGUUUGGUGCUCUUGCUGAACUGGUUGAUAAUGCAAGAGAUGCUGAUGCCACCAGAAUAGAUAUUUAUGCAGAAAGGCGAGAGGACCUUCGAGGAAGAUUUAUGCUUUGCUUUUUGGACGAUGGAGCAGGAAUGGAUUCGAGUGAUGCUGCCAGUGUGAUCCAGUUUGGGAAGUCUGCCAAACGAACACCUGAGUCCACCCAGAUUGGGCAGUACGGGAAUGGGUUAAAAUCGGGCUCAAUGCGCAUUGGGAAGGAUUUUAUCCUCUUCACCAAGAAGGAAGACACCAUGACCUGCCUUUUCCUGUCUCGCACCUUUCAUGAGGAAGAAGGCAUUGAUGAAGUGAUAGUCCCGUUGCCCACCUGGAAUGCUCAGACCCGGGAACCUGUCACAGACAAUGUAGAGAAAUUUGCCAUUGAAACAGAACUCAUCUACAAGUACUCUCCCUUCCACACUGAGGAGGAAGUGAUGGCCCAGUUCAUGAAGAUUCCUGGGGACAGUGGAACACUGGUGAUCAUCUUCAAUCUCAAACUCAUGGAUAAUGGAGAGCCAGAACUAGAUAUAAUCUCAGAUCCAAGAGAUAUCCAGAUGGCAGAGACCUCCCCAGAGGGCACGAAGCCAGAGCGGCGCUCAUUCCGUGCCUAUGCUGCUGUCCUUUAUAUCGACCCCCGGAUGAGGAUCUUCAUCCACGGGCACAAGGUGCAGACCAAGAGGCUCUCCUGCUGCCUAUACAAGCCCAGGAUGUACAAGUACACAUCAAGCCGUUUCAAGACCCGUGCUGAGCAGGAGGUGAAGAAGGCAGAACACGUAGCACGGAUUGCUGAAGAUAAGGCACGGGAGGCGGAGAGCAAAGCUCGGACCUUGGAAGUACGCCUGGGUGGAGACCUCACACGGGACUCCAGGGUGAUGUUGCGACAGGUCCAGAACACAGCCCUCACCCUGCGCAGAGAAGCUGAUGUCAAGAAGAGGAUCAAGGAGGCCAAGCAGCGAGCAUUGAAAGAACCUAAGGAACUAAAUUUUGUUUUUGGGGUCAACAUCGAACACCGGUACUUGGAUGGCAUGUUCAUCUACAACUGUAGCCGCUUGAUCAAGAUGUAUGAGAAAGUGGGCCCACAGCUGGAAGGAGGCAUGGCAUGUGGUGGGGUUGUUGGUGUUGUUGAUGUGCCCUACCUGGUUCUGGAGCCUACACACAACAAGCAGGACUUUGCUGAUGCCAAAGAGUACCGGCACCUGCUGCGGGCCAUGGGGGAGCACCUGGCGCAGUACUGGAAGGACAUUGCGAUUGCCCAGCGGGGAAUCAUCAAGUUCUGGGAUGAGUUUGGCUACCUCUCUGCCAACUGGAACCAGCCCCCAUCCAGUGAGCUGCGUUACAAACGCCGGAGAGCCAUGGAAAUACCUACUACUAUCCAGUGCGAUUUGUGUCUGAAGUGGAGGACCCUCCCCUUCCAGCUGAGUUCUGUGGAAAAAGAUUAUCCUGACACCUGGGUUUGUUCCAUGAACCCUGAUCCUGAGCAGGACCGAUGUGAGGCUUCUGAACAGAAGCAGAAGGUUCCACUGGGGACAUUCAAAAAGGACCUGAAGACUCAGGAAGAGAAGCAGAAGCAGCUGACAGAGAAAAUUCGCCAGCAGCAGGAGAAGCUGGAGGCCCUUCAGAAAACCACACCCAUCCGUUCCCAAGCUGACCUGAAGAAACUGCCCUUAGAAGUGACCACUAGACCUCCCACUGAGGAACCUGCACGUAGACCUCAGCGUCCUCGGUCUCCCCCUUUACCUGCUGUGAUCAAGAAUGCCCCGAGUAGACCCCCUUCCCUGCAAGCUCCCAGACCACCCAGCCAGCCCCGAAGGGCUCCUAUCAUCAGCAGCGCCCCAAAGCCUCCUGUCUUGGCAGCCCGUGAGGAGGCCAGUACAUCCAGGCUGCUCCAGCCCCCUGAAGCACCCCGAAAGCCUGCGAACACUCUGGUCAAGGCUGCACCCCGGCCUGCUCCUCUGGUGCAGCCACUAUCACCAUCUCUACUGCCCAACUCCAAGAGCCCUCGGGAGGUCCCUGCCCCCAAAGUCAUGAAGACUCCGGUGGUCAAGAAGCCAGAGCUGCCCACUAAACUCUCCCUGGCUACCCCUGUUCGAAAGCGGAGUCUGGGGGUCUCUGAGGAGGAAGAAGCCGAGGAAGAGGCUGAGAGGAGGAAGGAGAGGAGCAAGCGGGGCAAAUUUGCUGUGAAGGAAGAAAAGGAUUUGAAUGAGCUCUCAGACAGUGCUGGGGAAGAGGAGCCAGCUGACGUCAAGAGGGCUCAGAAAGAUAAAGGGCUGCAUGUGGAGGUCCGUGUGAACAGGGAGUGGUACACAGGCCGUGUCACAGCCGUGGAGGUGGGCAAGCAUGUGGUGCGGUGGAAAGUGAAGUUUGACUAUGUGCCUACAGACACGACACCACGAGACCGCUGGGUGGAGAAAGGCAGUGAGGAUGUACGGCUGAUGAAGCCCCCUUCUCCAGAAUAUCAGAGCCCUGACACGCAGCAGGAGGGCGGGGAGGAGGAGGAGGAGGAGGCAGCGGCAGCAGCAGCAGCCAUGGUGCCCCAGCAGGCUGUAGCCAUGGCAGAACCCUCCACUUCAGACUGCAUCCGCAUUGAGCCUGACACCACUGCCCCGAGCACCAACCAUGAGACCAUUGACCUGCUUGUCCAGAUCCUCCGGAAUUGUUUACGGUACUUUCUGCCUCCGAGUUUCCCCAUCUCCAAGAAGGAGCUGAGUGCUAUGAAUUCAGAUGAGCUAAUAUCUUUCCCUUUGAAAGAGUACUUCAAGCAGUAUGAAGUGGGACUCCAGAAUCUGUGUCGUUCGUACCAGAGCCGUGCUGACUCGCGGGCCCAGGCCUCAGAGGAGAACCUGCGUACCUCUGAGAGAAAGCUCCGUGAGACAGAGGAGAAGCUGCAGAAGCUGAGGACCAACAUCGUGGCUCUCCUGCAAAAGGUGCAGGAGGACAUAGAUAUCAACACAGAUGAUGAACUGGAUGCCUACAUCGAGGACCUCAUCACCAAGGGGGACUGAGGAGCUAGGAGCUCCCCUGCCCACCUGCCCCUCAACGCAGCAGCUUCUGGAGGGUGGGCCAUUCAUGGGUUGGUGGACUGACCUUGGUUUGACUCACAUGGGACAUUUGUGCUUUUGGAGGGAAAGAUACUCUGAUUCUUUGAAUCUUCCUCCCUAAGUUUAUAAAUAUUUAUUUUUUAAAAGAAACAAGAUGCUGUGCCUGCUGUGAGACCAUACAUUUUUUGUGACUCUUGGACAAAGGACAGAGAACCUU
This is a messenger RNA of Cynocephalus volans (Philippine flying lemur), 4555 nucleotides long. RefSeq names its product MORC family CW-type zinc finger 2 (gene MORC2). Gene Ontology annotation, cellular component: nucleus. The transcript is spliced from 26 exons. Lineage: Eukaryota; Metazoa; Chordata; Mammalia; Dermoptera; Cynocephalidae. Gene Ontology annotation, molecular function: zinc ion binding. The record is from RefSeq and is a predicted model, not a curated record. The coding region runs from base 1183 to 4302 and encodes 1039 amino acids.